This is a messenger RNA of Sorex araneus (European shrew), 2322 nucleotides long. RefSeq names its product capping actin protein of muscle Z-line subunit alpha 1 (gene CAPZA1). Gene Ontology annotation, molecular function: actin filament binding. Lineage: Eukaryota; Metazoa; Chordata; Mammalia; Eulipotyphla; Soricidae. Gene Ontology annotation, biological process: barbed-end actin filament capping; actin cytoskeleton organization. Gene Ontology annotation, cellular component: F-actin capping protein complex; actin cortical patch. The record is from RefSeq and is a predicted model, not a curated record. The transcript is spliced from 10 exons. Bases 33 to 893 code for a protein of 286 amino acids.
UCGCGCCGGGACGGGCGGCCAGAGCAGCCAAGAUGGCCGACUUCGAAGAUCGGGUGUCGGAUGAGGAGAAGGUACGUAUAGCUGCAAAAUUCAUUACUCAUGCACCCCCAGGAGAAUUUAACGAAGUGUUCAAUGAUGUCCGGCUACUACUUAAUAAUGACAAUCUCCUCAGGGAAGGGGCAGCGCAUGCAUUUGCCCAAUAUAACAUGGAUCAGUUCACGCCUGUGAAGAUAGAAGGAUAUGAAGAUCAGGUUUUAAUUACAGAACAUGGUGACCUGGGCAAUAGCAGAUUUUUAGAUCCAAGAAACAAGAUUUCCUUUAAGUUUGAUCACUUACGGAAAGAAGCCAGUGACCCCCAGCCUGAGGACGUAGAUGGUAGUCUGAAGUUGUGGAGAGAAUCCUGUGACAGUGCUUUAAGGACCUAUGUGAAAGAUCACUAUUCCAACGGCUUCUGUACUGUUUAUGCUAAAACUAUAGAUGGGCAACAGACCAUUAUUGCAUGCAUUGAAAGCCACCAGUUUCAGCCUAAAAAUUUCUGGAAUGGUCGUUGGAGAUCAGAGUGGAAGUUCACCAUCGCCCCACCUACAGCUCAAGUGGUGGGAGUACUUAAAAUACAGGUUCACUAUUAUGAAGAUGGGAAUGUUCAGUUAGUUAGUCAUAAAGAUGUACAAGAUUCAGUUACUGUUUCGAAUGAAGUCCAAACUGCCAAGGAAUUUAUUAAAAUCAUAGAGCAUGCAGAAAAUGAGUAUCAGACAGCAAUUAGUGAGAACUACCAAACAAUGUCAGAUACCACGUUCAAGGCCUUGCGCAGGCAGCUUCCUGUCACCCGAACCAAGAUCGACUGGAACAAGAUCCUCAGCUACAAGAUUGGGAAGGAAAUGCAGAAUGCUUAAAAGGCUGAAUGCAGGGCUCUUCAUUAUAUGGAAAGAAAGGAUUCAACAUGUGAUCAUUCGAUAUAUAAGUGAUUUAUAAACAAGAGUGAUAUUUUGCUAGGGCUUUCAAAGUUAACAGGUUUUCUAGUCUCAAGGAGUACUGUUGAACCUAUAGAGCAUUGUCUUUAUUUCUUUUGUGUUCUUUUUGCCUUGUAAUUUUCUUUUUCAUUAUAUCUACUUGUAAUUUUUUUUUAAUUUUGCCACAUUUAAUGAUGGAAACAUUGAUCUAUCCUGGAGUCAUUCUAUUUAGGAAAUUUUCCUAUCCAUAAAGUCCUAUUACUGAUGUAGACAGGUCAUUUGGUCAGUACUUUUCUACCUUUAUUCUUCAGAGCACUUCUGGUACUUCAGUGGUCUUUACUGACCCACCAGCAGCUGGGAGCUAUGCAACCAACUAUGGCUGAAUGGAAGACGUUUCCCCCUGACUGCUUUGAUCAUUUAUAACAUCUCAACUGUAGCUUUCAAAAGUUUGGAUUAGGGCUUUUUAAGUCCUUUUGGGGUGGGGCGAAGGAAGUUUCUGUACAUUCCAUAAUAACCAGCUUCUCUGAGAAAUUUGUUUUUAAAUCCAAAGACUUGAGCCAUAUUCCCCUGCCCAUAAAUGUGUUUGCUUUUUUUUCCUUACCUUGUCUUCUUCCCUCUAGUACUAUUAUAAUUAUAGACAUCUGCAUUUACAGAAGAGUUUUUAAUCCAUUUUUUAAUAUUCAAGAACUCUGACAUACUAGGGAUGUAGUAGAGUAUAAAACUUGAAAAAUGCAGAUGUUGAAGGAAAAGUAGAUAUUGAUAUUUUGUGCUUUAAAAUAUUGGCAGGAUUGUAUAAGCAAGUGAAUCAAACACAAACAAAAACUGAAAAUGAACCAAAGUGGAAAGGGUAACUUCCAGGCAGUAUCUUUCUAUUGUAACCAAUUAUUUCAGGGAAUAUUGGUGAUCUGUUUUAAAUAGGUUGUAAAACUUGUUCUAAAUUACUCUUCCUCAGUCCUGCCUGCCAAAUGUAACUGUGAUGUAGCAGCCCUUCAGUGGCAGGGUUUGUAUAAUCUCAGAAUGCACAGGUGACCUAGAUGUGAUAUGACAGCUGGUAAUGGUGGACUCAUUUACAUUGUUUACACUUCUAUGACCAGGCCUUAAGGAAGGUCAGUUUUUUCAAAACCAAGUAGUGUCUUCCUUUCUCCAAAUACAUGUCCAAAAAAAGAGUGUUCGUGCUUCAGCUUUUUUUUUUUUUUUUGCUGAGUAAUACAUUCAAGCAAGAGUUCAUUUCUGAGUGACCCACUGAGCUGUAUAAGCAUUUUUAUUUCAAAUAAACUAUAUUUGUAUUAUUUGUCAUUCAUACUAUCCAUUCUUACCACACUAUCCUCUGUAUCAGGUAGUCCAUUAGAAAUAUACCUGUUUUGUUCUUAAA